Sorghum bicolor (sorghum) is the source of this 4035-nucleotide messenger RNA. Its product is annotated as putative disease resistance RPP13-like protein 3. The transcript is spliced from 5 exons. Gene Ontology annotation, molecular function: ADP binding. Lineage: Eukaryota; Viridiplantae; Streptophyta; Magnoliopsida; Poales; Poaceae. The record is from RefSeq and is a predicted model, not a curated record. Gene Ontology annotation, biological process: defense response to other organism. The coding region runs from base 259 to 3789 and encodes 1176 amino acids.
CUCCCCACCAAGCCACCCGUACCCUUUCUUCCCCUGAGAAACUGAGUGAGAGUUGAGACAUCUCUCCCAAAACAAUCUCCUAGCUAGCUAAACUUAAUCUCUGUUUCCAAAUCCAUGGCGAGCUAGAGGUACACUGCCUAUGGAGAGUCCUUUUUACACAGCUACUGCCUGCAUCUCAUUCUCAUCCACGCAGCCACUCCAACUGAACCCAACAAAAAAGCUUUGCUUUGAGCUUGUUGUUCUAGUCUAGCAGCGGCCAUGCCGGAUUUUCUGGUGAGCGCAGCGACGGGGGCCUUGAGCCCCGUCCUGCAUAAGCUUGCUGCUUUGCUCGGCGACGAGUACAAGCGUUUCAAAGGCGUGCGUGGUGAGGUCAAGUUCCUCAUUCGGGAACUUGAAGCCAUGCACGCAUUCCUUCUGAAAAAGUCUGAAGAGGAGAAUCCUGAUGAGCAAGACAAGGUGUGGAUGAAGGAGGUACGCGAGCUCUCCUACGACAUCGACGACAGCCUCGAUGACUUCAGAGUCCGUGCUGAUGCUGAUGAUGACUCAGCCAAGGCCAAACCAGAAGGCUUCAUCGACAAAUGUAAGAAACUACUGCAAUUGGACAAGACCAAGGCCCGGCGUCGGAUUGCCAAGGAGAUUGAGAAGCUGAAAGGCCAAGUCAAGGAGGUGGGUGAAAGGAGUGCGAGGUACAAGGUCUGCGGCACGGCCGUGAACACAAGCAGCAAAGUGACAGUUGAUCCAAGAGCUCUUGCCAUAUUUGAGAAUGCUUCGAGGCUUGUGGGCAUCGAUCAACCAAAACAAGAGGUGAUUUCGUUUCUAGAGGAGGAGAAUGGGUGUUUCUCAUCACAACAACCGAAGGUAGUCUCUAUUGUGGGAAUUGGAGGAAUCGGGAAGACAACCCUUGCGAACAGAGUAUAUGAAGAGCUGAAGAAUCGAUUCCAGUGCCGAGCUUUCUUGUCGGUGUCAAGGAAUCCUGAUAUGGUUAAGAUUUUGAGAACUAUUCUCAGCAAGGUGACAGGUCGGUCUUAUUAUAAGACAGAAGUAGGGAGCAUACAACAACUGAUCAUGGAAAUCAAGGAAUUCCUUCAAACAAAAAGGUACUUCAUUGUGGUCGAUGAUGUAUGGGACAAGGAAACAUGGGAUACAAUUAAGUGUGCAUUGUCAGACAACAGUUGUGGUAGUGUGAUAAUAACCACAACUCGAGUACAUGACGUGGCCAAAGCAUGUUGCUCACUAUAUUCAGGUGGAUGGGUUUACAAACCCAAGCCUCUCCAAGAACAUGACUCGAAAAAAUUGUUCCAUAACAGAAUAUUUGGCCCUGGCAAUGAAUGCCCAGAAAACCUAGAAGAAGUCUCUAGUAAAAUCUUGAAGAAGUGUGGAGGUCUACCGCUGGCCAUUAUUGCAAUAUCUGGUUUGUUAGCUAACAAAGCACGGAAUAGAGUUCACUCAGUCAUAGAGUGGGAUCAAGUUCAAACUUCUAUUGGUCAUGGACUUGAAAGAGAUUCUACUGUGGAGGGGAUGAUGAGAAUACUAUCACUCAGUUACUUUGAUCUUCCUCAUCAUUUAAAAGCUUGCCUAUUAUAUCUUAGUACAUUCCCUGAAGAUUAUACUAUUGAGAAAAGACGUUUAGUACUGCUAUGGGUUGCAGAGGGGUUCAUUCCUGCUGAAUCUAGAUGCACCUUGUACGAGUCGGGUGAGAAGGCUUUUAAUGAGCUCAUCAACAGAAAUUUAAUCCUCCCAAAGAAAACAUAUGAGUGGACUAGAGAGGUAGACAGCUGUGUUCUCCAUGAUACAAUUCUUGACUUUAUCGUGUGCAAGUCCAUUGAAGACAACUUUGUUACAGUACUACAUAAUAUUCCAAGACUACCACCUCCAUCAGGAAUCAAGAUUCGUCGACUGAGUCUGCAAGGUAAAACUGAAGGAGAUGCGACGACCUUACACUUGAACCAGAAUUAUGCAAAUGUCCGGACAAUUAUUAGUUUUGAAUUCCCCUGUUCUUGGUUGGGUUUUAGAUUCGUGCGUGUUCUGGACUUCACGGGCUGUUGGAGAUUAUUAGAAAACCAUCAUCUUGCAAACAUUGGAGAAUUGCUCCAGCUGAGGUAUUUGAGCCUCAGUGGUACAUCGAUAACUGAGCUUCCAGAAGAGAUCGGAGCGCUACAGUAUUUGGAAACACUUAACUUGUGGGGCUGUGGCAUAAUCCAAUUACCAACAUCUAUAGUUCGACUAAAAAGACUUGUCAACCUACUGAUGGGUAGUCUGAAGCCAAACGGCUUUCCCAGUGGAAUUAAAAACAUGCAGGCAUUGGAAAUGUUAUAUACAGGAUACCUUGACAUGAAUGCAGCUGCUAUUUAUUUUGAAGAAAUUGGCGAUUUAACCGAGAUGAGGCAUCUGGCUAUUACUAUGUUACUCAUUUCCAAUUCUGGUAUUAUUGACGAGGAAAACUACGUGGAUCUUAUAAAAAAGAUGGCUUCUAUUCGUCGGCUAAGUAAGCUUCAUACUUUAGACGUAUUUUUGGGGGACGUGGGUGUUAUGCAAAAUAUGUUAGGUGGAGAAGCAGGGCAUGCUGUCAUCUUUGAUGGAGUUGACGCCAUCCUUGAGGUGCCGUGGUGCUCUCCUAGCCUAAGAAAGCUUGUUUUCAUGGUGUUUCCCAUGUCAAGGGUGCCAAGAUGGAUGAAGUCACUUGUCAACAUAGAAGAAUUAAUGCUGAGAAUAAAGAAUUUGGGCGAGGAAAGUCAUUGCAUUCUUGGUGACCUACCAGCUCUUGUCCAUCUAACACUGGAGAUAAUAAACAACGUUGAAGGUGUACACUGGACUGACAAACAACGACUUGUGGUCAGCAACAGGUAUGGAUACAGAAGCUUGAGGCAUUUCAGAGUGGCAAUAAUAGGGUUACGGUUUGUCCGUCACAGUAUCCCCAUGCUGACGUUUGAAGCUGGAUCCAUGCCAGAGCUGGAAGUACUCCAUAUUGACUUUGAUGCAGAUAUAACAAUUUCUGUGAGUAAUGGCCAUCUUGAUUUUGGUCUCAAGCAUCUCUCCAAACUCACCGAGAUCGAGUUUUAUAUAUUCGGCACCAAACUUAAUGGUUUGCGUGUACAAGAUGCCAUUAAGGAAGGACUUGACAACCACCCGAAUCCACAUCUCCAUAUUGGUUGUAACUGUAUUCUAAACGAAGACGAGUCGGAACAAGAAGACGAGUCGGAACAAGAAGACAAUGUCGUCGUCUGCACUCGAGGUGGUGAUGACAGGAUGUGCUCCUCCACCACGGAUGACAACAACGGACAGUGGUUGACUGCAGCACUGCCACUACCCACGGACCUCUCCUUCACCAUCCACCAUCAACCUUACCAUCGACAUGGCGCCUCUUUUGAGCUUGGCCAUCGACAUGGACAGCGACGGCACCGAUCGAAAGCUCGCCAAGGCGCCGCCAUAGUCCAUGGACGAGAAUUGGUUCAGGGUGCACCAGUUAUUCCUGAUCAUGCCAAGGGAACACCAGGGGCUGCCCCAACAAUCUCUGCUGUUCUGGGGCCUCGACUCAUUGCUGCUCCUGCUGCUCAGAAACAGGAGGCAUUCGUGCCGCCGUGCUUCACAUUCAGUUCCAGAUCACCUCCCAAGGCUGAACCUGAACAACAUGACGAUCUAGCAAAUGCCUUCAGCAGCGCCUUCGACAGGCUUUCCUUGGGCAACGACCACCCUGUCCCUGGUCACAGUGCCACGGCUGUUGAAGCAGCCUCCUCGAACACUGGAUCUUCAUCAUCCCAAGAAGGAGGAGGUCGUCAGGAACAACAGUGAAGUGAUCAAUAACCUCGUCGCUCUGCAGCUCCAUCAUCACCUCGAUCAUGCAUGUACUUGCAGUGGUCAGCAGCGUCUGCCAAGUGCCAACCUCUGCUGCCACUUAUUCACUUGCCUCUCUUCGUUUCGGCAGUAAACUUUGUUAAUCCUUAUGUUGAAAUUUGGUCUAAAUACUAGGAGUGGAUCUGUAUUGUUUGGAUAUAUUCAUUGAUUUGUGAAUGUUAGAGACUGACUUUAUGUUCCUUA